Messenger RNA from Onthophagus taurus, 826 nucleotides. It is a transcript of the gene SelR, whose product is annotated as methionine sulfoxide reductase SelR. Gene Ontology annotation, molecular function: peptide-methionine (R)-S-oxide reductase activity. Gene Ontology annotation, cellular component: cytoplasm. The record is from RefSeq and is a predicted model, not a curated record. Gene Ontology annotation, biological process: protein repair; response to oxidative stress. NCBI's taxonomy places the organism in Eukaryota, Metazoa, Arthropoda, Insecta, Coleoptera, Scarabaeidae.
CAAGUUGAGGUUAUUUCUUCAAUUACGUAAUUGAAAAGUCAACGAAACAAUACGAUUUAGUUUAUCUAAUGAUAUAUUUUGCGGUAAAAAAAUAAAAUGCUAUGUUAAGGCAACUGUUAAAACCUUCCUUGUGGAAAAGUUGCGCGACCAUCAAUAUUUUUAAAUCAGUUGGAAUUCGAGGCGUCUCUUUAACAACCGUGAAGAUGGUUGACAAGGAGGAUCUCCGAAAACGUCUUACGCCCCUUCAAUAUCAUGUAACUCAAGAAAAAGGAACAGAAAGACCAUUUUCAGGUUGUUACGAUAAGACUUUUGAAACAGGAACCUAUGUUUGUAUUUGCUGCGAACAACCAUUAUUUAGUUCUGAUACUAAAUAUGAUAGUGGAUGUGGUUGGCCUGCUUUUAAUGAUGUUUUGGAUCAGGGAAAAGUUAAAUUGUUGCCAGAUACAAGUGGAGGUCGAAUCAGAACGGAGGUGAUCUGCUCGAAAUGCAACGCUCAUCUGGGACAUGUUUUCGAUGAUGGUCCAGCACCAACUAAGAAGAGGUUUUGCAUCAAUUCUGCUUCGAUUAAUUUCGUACCAAAUAAACAAGGCGAUAGCUAAUUGUUGCUGUAAUUGCUUUAGAUAAAAAUGAAAACAAAAUUGUAAUUUUUUUUGAAAAUAACUCGAAUUUUUAUGUGUUUUUUUUUUGUUAAUGCUUGCACUAAUACAGAAGAAAUAUUUUUUUAUAUAUGUAAAAUAAAGUUAGAUAAAUAAAAUGGGUGUUAAUUAUAAAUUAUUGUGUACUUUUUGUAAUAGUUGAUAGCAAUAAAGAAAUAUUUGUUUUUAUU